This is a messenger RNA of Hemicordylus capensis (graceful crag lizard), 2924 nucleotides long. RefSeq names its product protein FAM83D-B-like. Lineage: Eukaryota; Metazoa; Chordata; Lepidosauria; Squamata; Cordylidae. Bases 448 to 1671 code for a protein of 407 amino acids. The record is from RefSeq and is a predicted model, not a curated record. The transcript is spliced from 4 exons. Gene Ontology annotation, cellular component: cytosol; mitotic spindle pole. Gene Ontology annotation, biological process: protein localization to mitotic spindle; regulation of ERK1 and ERK2 cascade; positive regulation of cell cycle G1/S phase transition.
CUUUCCUCGCGUGUGUGAAACAAGCUCUUGCCCAAACUGUAGUCUCGAAGAGUAGAGAGGCCGGUUUCCCAGGGGAGCCGUUGCCGUGUCUUUCUCCCUCCGUCCUCUGCAUCCUAAUCCCGUUUCACAGCAGCCGAUCUUGAGUCAAUGUCUUGAUCUGGAGUGCCGCUAAGGAAAGGCGCCUGCGGGGUGAGACUCAAAAACCAGUUAAGCGGCAGCAGCGGUUGCAUGGUCCUUCUAUCUCAAUGCAGACACGCCGGAUUAGGGGUGCAGGGAGUGCAGCGGGUGACUGGUUUGAACUCUGUAACAGUAUAUCCCAAACGCUUUUAGUCACCCAUUCAUUCAUUCGGAGCCAACGUGGGAAAGUUGGAGGCGCAGGGAAAGUCUUCGAGGGACGAGGGCUGUGUGGGUGUGUAUAUAUGUGUGGAAACUCCCUAGAGGAAGUGGAUGCCUCCGCUCCUCUCCGUUGUCCCGGGAGCGCGAUUCUGGCAGGGUAGCGGCGGGCGGCCCAUGGCGAACCAGUCGCAGUGCCUGGACGAUGCGCCCUUCCGAGGGUUCCUGCGCUGCUGGGAGCCCAGCCCGCCCCAGGCCUACAGCGAGGCGCAGCGCCUGGCGCUGGAGGAGCUCAUCGCCGGCGGGCGGGCCGCUUUCCGAGCCUUCCUGCGCCGCGAGGAGAUGCGCGCCUUCCUCUCGGAGCCCGAGAUCCAGGCCAUCCUGCGCGCCGCUGUGCCGCCGCCCGGCGCCGAGGAAAACUCCUCCUCGGCAGGCGCGGAUCAGCCGCUGAACGGCUCUCUGGAUUGCUCGUCGCUCACCUACUUCCCGGUGCAGUCCGACGUGGAGCCGCCAGUGCUGGAGCUGGGCUGGCCGGCCUUCGUCAGCGGCUCUUUUCGGGGGCUCACGCGGGUGGAGACGCAUUUCCAGCCCAGCUUUGGCGAGACCGUCUACCCCUGCAAGGAAGCGGUGCGCAAGCAGAUCCGAUCGGCCCGGGAGGUCAUUGCUCUGGUUAUGGAUUUCUUCACAGAUAGCGAUAUCUUCAGCGAUCUCCUAGAAGUCUGUAGGAAGCGGGAAGUUAAAGUGUACAUCCUCUUGGAUCAAGUUACCUUUCCCUACUUUCUGAAAAUGUGCAAAGAUCUGGGAGUUGAAUUGGAACAGGAAAAGUUCCUCAGGGUCCGGAGUAUUACUGGAAGAACAUUCUACACAAGAUCUGGAAUUAAAUUACUUGGGAAGGCCCGUGAAAAGUUCAUGUUGGUUGAUGGCAUCAGAGUGACAACAGGUUCCUACAGUUUUAUUUGGACUGAUGGAAACCUGAGCAGCAGCAAUAUUUUAAUUCUUUCUGGUCCUGAAGUGGCACAAUUCAGACGGCGAUUCCGGAUCCUCUAUGCACAGUCAAAACUUGUCAAUACGAAGAUGUUGGUUGCUUGCAAAAAUGCUAGGGUUGAGCAGUUUUUUAGGAAAGUCAUGCCUUCCAAUGAGCUGUGUGAGAGAAAUAUCUUGAGAAUGGAUUUUUUCUACCUGAGAGCAUUUGCUGAAAAUGUGAAGGACAAGCAGGCAUUUUCACGAGUUUCCUGGGACACAAGGUGUGACUCUGACAUUGUAGUAAAUGUGCCUCCACCAGUAACAAAGAGGAAACAUUCUGUAUUCAUAAGAGCACAAAGGAGCAUACGGUGGUGAAGAGGAAAAUCAUCUUGGAAAUAGUUUGUAUUACCUCGUGCUGUAUGCUAGACAAAUGUGACAGUAUUCUGGGAGAGGAGACUUGUCCAUUUGUCUCAUCGGCACACAGACAUAACAUUAUAGAACAAAUUCUGCUUAAAAUGGAAGAAUCCAUGUCACGGGUGCACACUGCAGCUAGGUUUAGGCAUCAGGGAACCUGUUACUAGGGAGUGGCAGCCAGCCUUUGGAUGUGUGGCAUGUGCGUGCCAUUGCCUCUAGUAAGAUUGACUCAGAGCAACAUUCCUAUGCAUUCCUAUGCACCCAGUGCCCACUUUGCUGCUUCUUUUUUUAGGCUUGUUCACAUGAGCAUUUAAGUGGCUAGGAGAAGCAUCCUACCCAAUUUUGGGAGUUGUGUGCACACCUGGUUUUUGAUCGUCUGAAAACAACAAUCCCAAAACACACCUUGAAAAACAAGAUAGAGGGUGCUGACAGUGAUCAUCCACUAGACCAGUGUUUCUCAACCUCCGGUCCAUGAGCUGUUGGGUAUUAGUCUGUCACAUGUAGAGGGGUGGGGCCUGGGAUCCAUGGAGCCUGGGCAAGCUCUCCGGAGCUUAUUUCUAGGCAGGCUGCCCUCGCUGCUGGAUAAUGUUCAUUUAGCUUCCUCAAAUGAACAUUAUCCAGCAACAAUGGCUGCCUGGAAAUGAGCUCUUGAGAGCUCCCGGUGGUGGCCCCUACCGGCCCAAAAUUGUUUUGUGGGGCCUGGAGUGACCCCUUUACUAACUGCUGGUGCAGGAAACUGCACAUGAAGAAUGUACCAGUCCAUGAUGCCAAAAAUGUUGAGAAACACUGAGCUAGACUCCCAGGUCGAAUAAGUGUUUUUCCUCCUACCUUAUUCAGCAGCUGGGUGCAGUUUUUAUUUUAAAGGAAUGAAAAACACAGAGGAAAUAAUACAUUAAAUAUAUCAUCUCCUGGGGCCCUGAGUUCUGCAAGACACAGUAAAGUGGCCACACUGAGAGGAAGCACUUGGGCAAGGGCAUGUUUGACCCAUCAUGUCUCACGUGCACUACAUUACUUUGUCCAAUAUAAGUGAAUUGCUAUACUGAAAAUAUAUUUUGGGGACACUUCAGAGGCAUUUUACUAGAGACUCAGAAGUUGUGACUUGUAUCCAUUGUUUUGAAUACUAAAACAUUAAAAAUUGUGUUGAAUUUUCUGUUUAUCUAUCAUGUGCAUAUAAAGUGUUAUCAGUGAUAACUAUUAAUACAAUAUCUGAAGUA